CUGAAAACUACAUAAAUCCCAAAAAAACCCUACUCCUUGCCCUUUCUUUUCUUUUCCAAUUCUCGAAGUAAAAGAAACACCACCACCACCUCCACAACCUCCAGCAGCGGCAACCAUGGCUAACUAUGAUCUGACACCAAGAAUGGCGCCUCAUCUUGACCGGCACUUGGUGUUUCCUCUACUGGAGUUUCUCCAAGAACGGCAGCUAUAUCCAGAGGACCAGAUCUUCAAAUCGAAAAUUGAGCUCUUGAACAAAACAAACAUGGUCGAUUACGCCAUGGACAUCCACAAGAGCCUCUACCAUACCGAAGACGUCCCUCAAGAUAUGGUGGAGAGAAGGGCGGAGGUUGUGGCCAGAUUGAAGGCCCUCGAGGAAGGUGCGGCGCCGUUAGUAGCGUUUUUGCAGAAUGCGAGCGCAGUGCAGGAGUUGAGGGCGGAUAAGCAGUACAAUCUUCAGAUGCUUAAUGACCGUUAUCAGAUUGGUACAGAGCAGAUUGAGGCGCUAUAUCAGUAUGCCAAAUUUCAGUUUGAAUGUGGAAACUACUCUGGUGCAGCUGACUACCUUUACCAGUACAGGGCCUUGUGCACUAACAGUGAAAGGAGUCUCAGUGCAUUGUGGGGGAAGUUGGCUGCUGAGAUUCUGAUGCAAAACUGGGAUAUUGCUCUUGAAGAACUGAAUCGUUUGAAAGAAAUAAUUGAUUCAAAGAGUUUCUCAUCACCAUUGAAUCAAAUGCAAAGUCGAAUAUGGUUGAUGCAUUGGAGCCUUUUCAUCUUUUUCAAUCAUGACAAUGGAAGAACACAGAUUAUUGACUUGUUCAAUCAAGACAAGUACCUCAAUGCCAUUCAAACCAAUGCUCCUCAUCUUUUGAGGUACCUAGCAACUGCAUUCAUUGUCAACAAAAGGAGAAGGCCUCAAUUCAAAGACUUUAUAAAGGUCAUACAGCAAGAGCAGCAUUCGUACAAAGAUCCCAUCACAGAGUUUUUAGCAUGUGUCUAUGUUAAUUAUGACUUUGAUGGGGCACAAAAGAAGAUGAGGGAAUGUGAAGAAGUGAUUUUAAAUGAUCCAUUCCUUGGCAAAAGAGUUGAAGAUAGCAACUUUUCUACUGUGCCCCUUAGAGAUGAGUUUCUGGAAAAUGCCCGCCUAUUCAUCUUUGAAACUUAUUGCCGUAUACAUCAGCGUAUUGACAUGGGAGUCCUUGCCGAGAAAUUGAAUCUGAAUUAUGAUGAGGCUGAGAGAUGGAUUGUAAAUCUUAUUAGAAACUCAAAGCUUGAUGCUAAGAUCGAUUCAGAAUCAGGAACUGUCGUCAUGGAGCCAAAUCAUCCCAAUGUGUAUGAGCAGUUGAUAGAUCACACCAAGGCACUGUCGGGCCGUACUUACAAGUUAGUCAAUCAGCUUCUAGAGCAUGCACAGGCUGCUCGAUGAAAUUCUUAGUGCAGUUCUCGAGAUUUAUUGUCAUUUUUCAGUAUCUGGAAUUUUGUUUCUCGUUUAAAAGAUCAGAUUCAAACUAUAGAAAAUUGUACUGAUCAUCUUUUCCGGAUAAGUUAUCUAAUUAUAGGUUGAGAAAUUAAGUUAAGAGUAUGAGAAAGACAUUUUAUAUUCAAAUUUUUAAUAUUGCUUUAAGAGUGAUUGUGGUGGAAA
Molecule: messenger RNA, 1639 nt
Organism: Jatropha curcas
Lineage: Eukaryota; Viridiplantae; Streptophyta; Magnoliopsida; Malpighiales; Euphorbiaceae
Gene: EIF3E
Product: eukaryotic translation initiation factor 3E
Cellular component (GO): cytoplasm; eukaryotic translation initiation factor 3 complex
Molecular function (GO): translation initiation factor activity
Source: RefSeq, a predicted model, not a curated record